This is a messenger RNA of Melospiza georgiana, 1303 nucleotides long. It is a transcript of the gene LRRC3C, whose product is annotated as leucine rich repeat containing 3C. Lineage: Eukaryota; Metazoa; Chordata; Aves; Passeriformes; Passerellidae. Bases 13 to 810 code for a protein of 265 amino acids. The transcript has a single exon. The record is from RefSeq and is a predicted model, not a curated record. Gene Ontology annotation, molecular function: protein binding.
CAGUGCAGCACCAUGACUGCGGCACAAGGGGUUCUCCUCCGCCCCAUCCCCAUGGGACUGCUUCUGCAGAGCCUCUUCCUCCUCUUCCUCCUCCUCCUGGGCUCCUGCCUCCACCCAGCCGCUGCCUUCCCCAAGGGCUGUUACCCCUCAGAAGAGGAGGGGCUGAAGACCUUUCGCUGCAGCAACGCUCAGCUGACCGAGGUCCCCAGGGACAUCCCCAACGACACCAACAAACUCUACCUGGACUUCAACCAAAUCCCCUUCCUGCCUCGCGAUGCCUUCCGGGACCUGCCGCUCCUGCUGGAGCUGGAUCUGUCCCACAAUGCCAUCGCCAGAAUUGAGACUGGGGCUUUCCAGGGCCUGGCAGAGCACCUGCACUCUCUGGACUUGUCUUCCAACAGGCUGGUGUCGGUCAGCAAAGACACUUUUAGCAACCUGAAAGCCAAGGUGAACCUGUCCCACAACCCCUGGCUGUGUGACUGCCGGCUGCAGGAGCUGAUCCGUGCUGUGGAACUGGUGGCUGAAUCCUCGGGGGGCAUCGUGUGCGACUCCUCCACGCAGGAGGAGCACGUGGGCAAAGCUUUCCUGCAGGUCAUUGCAGACACGGAUCUCUGCAACGUGUACAAGAAGACCACGGACAUCGCCAUGCUGGUCACCAUGUUCGGCUGGUUCGCCAUGGUGAUUUCCUACCUGGUUUAUUACGUCAGGCAGAACCAGGAGGAUGCCCGGCGGCACCUGGAGUAUCUCAAGUCACUGCCCAGCAAACAGCGGCGGUCGGAGGAGUCGUCCACCAUCAGCACUGUGGUGUGAGCACGGCAUCCUGCAGGAUAUGGGGACGUGUGGAGCUGGGCACCAGGCACUGGCAUCGCACAGAGAUACUCCUGGGUUUGUUCUGUUCUCCUCCUGGAAGCAGCAGCCACGGCUGAUGAGUCCCUGGCUCUGUGGCUGAGGUCAGGGAUAGAUAUCAGACGUGAGCAUGGAGGAUCUGCAGCAUCCUCCCAAGUUAUGGAGGACUGGAGCAACCCAGAGCAUCCCCCUGGCAUGUGGCCAUUGCUCUGACUGACUUGGACAUUUGGACUUCAUCUAAAACUUUUUAUAUUUCCUUUGCAGAGAUCCCUUGGGGCAUUAUGGAAUCGGUGUUUUCGUCUCUCCCCGGCUCCCCCUUGGCUGCCCAAGGGAUGGUGCGGCAGCCCAGGGCAGCCUGGGCCUGGAUCCCUGCUGGGAGGGCACUGGGGAGGAGCAGUACGGGUGCAAGGCCAGUGUCCUGCCAGGUCACUGGCCCUGGAGGGUCAGCGGGACCAAG